AUGGCCUUUCUUUAUAACCCCAAUUGGAUCGAGGUGGAAUCUUGGGUUUCUGCUAUAGUGUUAUGCAUAUUUGUUCCCUCUAUCCUUUGCUUUGUGGUUGCGGUCGCUUUGGUGUUUACUUCCUGUCUCAUGGCUAACAACCAAGUUCCUUUCCCUGCACGCAAAGACUAUUUCUCGAUCUUAUUCCAGCAGUACAAGUUUGUCGUGGACGGGCCCACUAUUAUAAAGAAAGGCUAUGAACAAUUCGCAAAUGGCUUGUUCGAGAUCCCGCGGACAUUUCGCUUCGGUCAGGUCAUAUUAUGCCAGCCGGAGUUGAUUGAAGAACUAAGAAAUAAACCGAGUACUCUUGUCUCCCCCGAGCCAUGGAUUGAUCAGCUCCUCCAGGUCUCUCAUGUUAUGCCUGGAUACUUUCCUAAGGGAAUGGGAUGGCCGAAAAUUGCUAAAACUACGCCUGGUUUGAUUCGUGCCACUGUUUACAAGCACUUGCAUCGGUAUAUGCCCGCUAUGAAUCAGGCAAUCAUUUCGCAGCUUCAGACCCUGGACUUCCAAAAUGGGGAAUGCAACGUCGGCUGUUUUGAUUUGGCAUACUCGAUCGUAGCCCGCAGUGGCAGCUUUGCUAUUGUCGGCUCGCGGCUUUCUCGGAAUGAGGAAUAUCUUAAAGCUGUCAAGGACCACAUCCUUGGGAUGAUAGUGACCACUCGCGUACAAUUUCUUGUUCCAGAUUGCGUGAAACCCUACAUCGGUGGGCUCAUCGGUCGCCUCGCCACUCUUGGGACUAAUUGGGAUAUGCACGCCUCGCGUAAGAUUAUGCUAAAGCACUUCGAUGCGCGUGCAGCAGAAUAUCACGCCGAGAUCUUCAGUGGCAACGGACCCAGUGAGACCAAUCUCGAUGAAUCAGAAAAUCCGGUUGAAAUCUUCCAAUGGCUGUAUGAGAGCAGUGUCCUUCGGGAGCGAUGGACAUAUUCAGAGGUGAUAGGCGAAAUGCUGCUUCUGCAAUUUGCCUUUAUCUACACCACGUCCUAUGGACUCUACGGCGCCCUAGCUGAACUAGCUCGACGACCUGAAUAUAUUGCACCCCUACGCGAGGAAAUUGAUCGAAUUUUCUCUGAAAUGGGCCCAACCGUUCCAGCCUGUGAUGGCAUGAUCUUGAUGGACAGCUUCUUGAAGGAGUGUCAGCGAUUGCAUCCCCCUUCGGCACGUACGUCUAUAUGCGACCACCCAUGGGAAUCGUGCAUGGCUAAUGCAAUAAUGUGGAUAUUAGUCUCUGCCCAUCGGGUCUGUGUUAGUGACCUCAAACUUUCUAAUGGUUUGUCCUUGCACGCACACUACAGGCCAAGGAAACAUCGAGCUGAUCGUGUAUGGAAUGAAACAGGUAUUACACUCAAGCAGGGAUCCCACGUUGCCGUCCCAAGUGGAAUCAUCCAACGAUCCAGCGAGCACUAUACGAACCCGGACGCAUUCGAUGGUUUCCGGUUCGUCAAGCGUGCAGCAGGUGGAGCCAAAGACUCCCGGCUGGUCGACCUGAGCCCUGACUAUCUGGUUUUUGGAAUGGGCGCACAUGCCUGUCCUGGACGCUGGAUGGCUAGUGCGCUCAUGAAGCUCGCCUUCGCGCAUACCCUGAAUCAGUAUGACAUACUCCUUCCUAAUUCGACUUCGCUCCCCUUGACCGGCUCGCUUUCAUUCGAGGAGUUUUAUGUGCCCAAUUUCGGGCUGAAGAUUGCUCUGCGCCAGCGCUAG
This is a messenger RNA of Penicillium egyptiacum, 1737 nucleotides long. The record is from the annotation of a GenBank genome assembly. Lineage: Eukaryota; Fungi; Ascomycota; Eurotiomycetes; Eurotiales; Aspergillaceae.